Molecule: messenger RNA, 1707 nt
Organism: Culex quinquefasciatus (southern house mosquito)
Lineage: Eukaryota; Metazoa; Arthropoda; Insecta; Diptera; Culicidae
Product: sodium channel protein Nach
Exons: 5
Coding region: 29-1621 (530 amino acids)
Biological process (GO): sodium ion transmembrane transport
Cellular component (GO): membrane
Molecular function (GO): ligand-gated sodium channel activity
Source: RefSeq, a predicted model, not a curated record
GCAAAUGGUCAGUGCUUGACCAACCACAAUGAACUUCAGGCGGCUCGGAGGUCGUGUCAUCCAAUCGAUUAAGGAACGACGGAAUGCCGAACCUGCACCUCCCAAAGAUCCGGCGGAAGCGGAGCAAAUCACAACCGGAUCCGUCGUCAUCCCGUGGUUCAAGAACCAGCUGCGUGACCUCUGCCAGGCAACGGCCCUUCACGGGUACAGUCAGAUCGUUCGCGAAGGCUACAAUCCACUGGAGCGCACUUUGUGGGUUUUGGCGGUCAGUACGGCGUUCGUCACGGCCGUGGUGCUGCUGUGGAUCUCGUGGACCUGGAACGCGGAAACACCGACGGUGACCGUCAUCGAGAGCACCAACUAUGCCACGUGGAAUCUGCCCUUUCCGGCGGUUACCAUCUGUAAUUUGAACAAGAUUUCCGCUAGUAAAGCGCUGGAACGGGCACAAGCCAUGUCACGGUCCCAGAACAUGAGCGCGGAGGAAUUGGCCGAAAUGUUUCGGCUGUUUUUGCACGUGGAUGGAUUGGCCGAAGCGGACGAGCGGGAAUAUCGCAGGUUGCAUGACAUUCUGCUGGAAAACAAUUUGGAGGUUCCGCAGUUGAUGGGUGAAUUUGCGGCUCCCUGUUCGGCGAUGUUCGAGAGGUGUCUGUGGAAGGGAACCCAGUGGAGGUGUGAUACGCUUUUUCGGACCACGAACAGUACGGAGGGAUUGUGCUGUUCGUUCAACUAUUUUGGAGCCAGGGUUAGAGACUAUGAGAAGAAAUCGGGAGGAGCAUUCGAACCGCGUCGCGUCACCGCCAGUGGCUACCAAACCGGUCUUUCGUUGAUCUUGAACCCCCACGUGGAGGACUAUUUCACCACGGACAUCGCCACGACCGGGUUCAAGAUCCUGAUACACAAUUCGUAUGAUUUCCCCGAUGAAAACGGCGAAACCCGGAUCGUCCGCUCCAACUCCGAAACUUUCCUAGCCGUUUUGCCAAUCGAAACCUACAGCACCGAAUACGCCAUGGAGCUGGACCCGGCCUCGCGGAACUGCUUCGGCUACAACGAACUCCGGAUGCACGUGAUGCAGCGUUAUUCCUACUCGAACUGCAUGAUCGAAUGCAGCACCGAUCAGAUCUUCAAGCGGUGCCGCUGCGUUCCGUACGAUCUGCCCAACAACGGAACGCUACCGAACUGCGAGAUGAAGGACGUUCGAUGUCUCCAGCAGAACCUUGAACUCUUCCGCAGUGCCAUCCCGGGGCGUAACAAUUUGUCCGUGACGAAGGUCAUGGACACCGCCGUUCCGUCCCCGUGCCGCUGCCUGCCCAGCUGUGAGAUGGUUCAGUACUCGGUGGACAUGAUUACGAGCGAGAUGAAUCGAACUUUUUCCAACAACUCGGUGGAGUUUUUCAAAGACAUUAAACUCCAGGAUCAAAGUGCGGUGCACAUCUAUUUCAGCGAUUUGGUGUCAACGCGCUACCGAAAGGACAUCUACCAGAACUGGCUAGGGGUGUUGGCUUCCUUUGGAGGGAUUCUAGGACUGUUUCUUGGCUUUAGUAUUAUCACCGGCUUCGAAGUGGUCUACUUCUUCACCAUACGUGUGCUGUUCGAUGUGUGCAUGAAAUCGAGAAAGAAGUAGUGCUGAAACGAUUGGGUUGUUCAUCGAGCGUAGAGAACAUUCAGGCGUAUUAAAGGCGAUUUCAUCGCAUUUGUGCGUUGCGUUGA